Pisolithus orientalis is the source of this 767-nucleotide messenger RNA. RefSeq lists its product as uncharacterized. The record is from RefSeq and is a predicted model, not a curated record. The coding region runs from base 156 to 620 and encodes 154 amino acids. The transcript has a single exon. NCBI's taxonomy places the organism in Eukaryota, Fungi, Basidiomycota, Agaricomycetes, Boletales, Pisolithaceae.
CUCGGUUGUGGAUCUACGCAUGCCACGUGCCUCGCUACCUCUCUGGGUUCUCAGAGGAAAAAAGCUGUCGACGGAUAAAAUGAUAAAAUGGGCCCCCGCCCAGGAUCGUCGAACCUGUCCCUUCUCGCCCCCCCCAGCCUAUAUACUAGUACUACAUGUUAGCUAGUAUGCAGAGCAUGUCAGAGGACGACGCUGCCUAUACUGAACUGCUCACCCAACUGCUCUCUGAUUCGUCCAGCACCCGCAACGCUCGGGUGCACUCGUGGAUAGAACACCAGUAUGACUUCGCAUUCUCGGAGCAGGACCCUGCCGCCAAUGCCCCCCACUCGAGACCCCCGUCCCCCUCGCCAUCUUCGUCUCUCGGGGCCCACCGCACAUUCUCCAUAGAUCGACCGGACUCUCCCCUCCUCCCACGGUCAUCUGCAGACUCACCGUCCUCUCCCCGCUCAGACGCCUUGCCCCUCCUACGACACCCUUUUCUUUCCUCAGUCUCCUCGUCGCUCAGAAGAGGACCAACGCGAGGAACGCGAACGCGAACGCGCCCUCAAAUUUAUCGUCCAAGAAAUGGCUGCCCACCUCAAAAUACAAUCUGCCCCAUCUACGCCAAGCAAGCACCUUGACAAGGUUCGUUUUCACUUUUUUCCGUAGUGCUUCAAUGCCAACGUGCAUCUCUAGCCGUUGCCCGCACCCCCUCCGUCGCCAGCAACCUCCAUAUCACAUUCGAUGUCACCGCGGGCACUCCGUUCCCGCUCGUCCUCGAUGCGAAU